AGCUGCUCCUCGUAAACAAGAGCAAUUCACGUCAAGUUUCGGCUGAUUGGUCUCGAGAGGGAUACGUUGGAGGAGUUGAUUUUUCGCAUUAGUUCUACCUCCACAAGGACCUCAAGCCCGCAAUGAAUCGCCUGUUCGGCAAAGCGAAGGCCAAGGAGCCUCCGGCCAACUUGAAUGACUGUAUUUCCACAGUUGAUCAGAGAGCGAACAACAUGGAUGAGAAGAUCCAGAAACUCGACAAAGAACUCAUCAAAUACAAGGAGCAGCUGUCCAAAAUGCGAGAGGGACCGGCCAAAAAUUCAGUGAAGCAGAAAGCGCUGCGAUUGCUGAAGCAGAAGAAAACCUACGAAUCCCAGAGAGAUAAUCUUCUGCAGCAGAGCUUCAAUAUGGAACAGGCGAAUUUCACAACUCAGCAGCUCAAAGAUACCAAGGUCACGGUGGAAGCGAUGAAGCUUGGUGUGAAAGAGAUGAAGAAUGAAUACAAGAAAGUCAAUCUGAAUGAAAUCGAGGAUCUUCAAGACGAUCUUGAAGACAUGCUCGAGCAAGCCAACGAAGUUCAGGAAACUCUUGGACGGUCUUACAACAUGCCAGACAUGACCGACGAGGAACUGGAAGCUGAACUCGCUGAGCUCAACGACGAGUUAGCUUUGGAUGAAGACAAUUCCUACCUGGACGCAGUCAACACACCUGCGGUGCCGAGUAAAGACCCGUCGGCGAAAGAAAAACCUCAGCCCACCGACGGGAUCAUGGUUGACGAAUUCGGUCUGCCUAAAAUUCCGCAGUAAUAAGCCAGUGAUCCUUCAUGACCUCUUAUUGUUCCGGUUUUCAAUUGUUCUGUAAUUAUCUUGGGAGGCACAUAAACUAUAUCACAUGCAAGAAAGUGAUGUCAAUAUUGAAAUGAUAGCAUGACGAGGGCUUGCGUAAUAAAAUAUGAAA
This is a messenger RNA of Galendromus occidentalis (western predatory mite), 936 nucleotides long. It is a transcript of the gene Vps60, whose product is annotated as vacuolar protein sorting 60. The record is from RefSeq and is a predicted model, not a curated record. Gene Ontology annotation, biological process: late endosome to vacuole transport via multivesicular body sorting pathway; vesicle budding from membrane. Gene Ontology annotation, cellular component: multivesicular body. The coding region runs from base 123 to 785 and encodes 220 amino acids. Lineage: Eukaryota; Metazoa; Arthropoda; Arachnida; Mesostigmata; Phytoseiidae. The transcript has 5 exons.